Trichoderma gamsii is the source of this 1860-nucleotide messenger RNA. RefSeq names its product ABC transporter ATP-binding protein ARB1. Lineage: Eukaryota; Fungi; Ascomycota; Sordariomycetes; Hypocreales; Hypocreaceae. The record is from RefSeq and is a predicted model, not a curated record. Gene Ontology annotation, molecular function: ATP hydrolysis activity; ATP binding. Bases 1 to 1860 code for a protein of 619 amino acids. The transcript is spliced from 3 exons.
AUGCCUUCAGCUUCCAAGGAAAAGAGACUCGCGAAGAAGGCUGCCGAGGGCAAGCUGGACAAGAAGGGCGGCAAGGCCAGCAAGAAGCAGGAGCCUGAGCUCGAUGCCUUUGGCAACCCCGUCAAGGAUACCGACAGCCCUGCCACUACUGACGACAAGUUGGACGAAGUGAAGCGCCUUGCCGAGCAGAUGGACCAGCACGGCAUCUCAGACCGAGUCACCACGGGUGUGCUGUCUUCUACCCAGCAGAGCAAGGACGUCAAGAUCACCAGUACCUCCCUCGUGUUCCACGGCCGAGUCCUCAUCACCGAUUCGACCAUGGAAUUGUCCUUUGGCCGCCGCUACGGUCUCCUCGGCGAGAACGGUUGCGGAAAGUCCACCCUCCUCAAGGCCAUCGCUGCCAGAGAAUACCCCAUCCCUAGCCACGUCGACAUUUACCUGCUGAACGAGGGCGCUCCUCCCAGUGACCUCGGUGCCCUGGAAUGGGUUGUCAAGGAGGCCGAGAACGAAAUGGAGCGUCUGGACCAGAUGGCAGAGAAACUCCUAGAGGACGAAGGCCCUGAAAGCCCCGUUCUGAUUGACCUUUAUGAUCACAUGGACAAAAUGGACCCCUCUACCUUUUCCACUCGCGCUUCCCUCAUUUUGACUGGUCUCGGUUUCAACAAGAAGACCAUCCACAAGAAGACCAAAGACAUGUCUGGUGGUUGGAGAAUGCGUGUUGCCUUGGCCAAGGCGCUGUUUGUCAAGCCCUCACUUCUCCUCCUUGACGACCCCACCGCUCACUUGGAUCUUGAGGCCUGUGUGUGGCUGGAAGAGUACCUGAAGAAGUGGGAUCGCACCUUGGUUUUGGUGUCCCACUCUAUGGAUUUCUUGAACGGAGUGUGCACCACCAUGAUUGAUAUGCGAGACAAGCAGCUGCUCUACUAUGGUGGUAACUACGACUCUUACGCAAAGACUCGCGAGGAGAACGAGACCAACCAGAUGAAGGCCUACACGAAGCAGCAGGAGGAAAUUGCGCACAUCAAAAAGUUCAUUGCCAGCGCCGGUACCUAUGCCAACUUAGUCCGUCAGGCCAAGUCCCGCCAGAAGAUUCUAGACAAGAUGGAGGCGGAUGGGUUCAUCCAACCCGUUGUCGCCGACAGAGUCUUCACCUUCCGCUUCGCUGAUGUCGAUAAGCUGCCCCCUCCCGUCUUGUCCUUUGACAACGUCACUUUCUCUUACUCUGGCAACCCCGAGGAUGAUCUCUACCGCAACUUGGAUCUCGGCUUCGACAUGGACUCCCGAACCGCCUUGGUCGGUCCCAACGGUGUUGGCAAGUCAACUCUGCUGCGAUUGAUGACUGGCAAGCUCUCUCCUACCCGGGGAUCUGUUACCCGCCACACACACUUGAAGCUUGGCUUGUACUCCCAGCACAGUGCCGAGCAGCUCGAUCUGACCAAGUCUGCCCUGGACUUUGUCCGUGACAAGUACAGCGAGAAGUCUCAAGACUACCAGUACUGGCGCCAGCAGCUCGGCAAAUACGGUCUCACCGGUGAUUCUCAGACGGCCCUGAUGGGUACGCUGUCUGAGGGUCAGAAGAGCCGUAUCGUCUUCGCCUUGCUCGCUAUUGACAGCCCCAACAUGCUGCUGCUUGACGAGCCUACCAACGGUCUCGAUAUCCCCACUAUUGAUAGUUUGGCCGAUGCCAUCAACGCCUUUAGCGGCGGUGUUAUUGUGGUAUCCCACGACUUCAGAUUGCUUGACAAGAUUGCGAAGCAGAUUCUGGUGUGCGAGAACCAGACCAUCCGCCAAUGGGAUAGCAGUAUUGGCGAUUACAAGAACUACCUUCGCAAGAAGAUGAUUUCCGCUGGUGCCGUGUAA